Asparagus officinalis (garden asparagus) is the source of this 1657-nucleotide messenger RNA. Its product is annotated as GPN-loop GTPase 1. Bases 243 to 1430 code for a protein of 395 amino acids. Gene Ontology annotation, molecular function: GTPase activity. The record is from RefSeq and is a predicted model, not a curated record. The transcript is spliced from 8 exons. NCBI's taxonomy places the organism in Eukaryota, Viridiplantae, Streptophyta, Magnoliopsida, Asparagales, Asparagaceae.
ACGAAAAUGAGUACUGAAAUGGGCGUUUUCUAUUCCCCCAUUUUCCCACACGUUUUCCCAAAACCAAAACCCUAAAACCCCAAUCUUUCUCUCAGCUGAGCUCCUCAUCAUCCCGACCCCAAUCCCUCCUCCUCCGCCUCCUCCUCAACCGCCUCUCGAACCCCCGCCUCCGCCCGGCAUCACUUCUUCCGCUGAAGUCGCCGCCGCUUCCUGCGAUAACAAUCUUUCUCUCAGUGUGGGCAAUGGAUAUUGAUCCGGAACGCAACUCAAGCAACCCGAUGCAAAUGGAAUUAGAGAAGCCCACUUCAAAUGGAGUAAAUGGAAAGGGCAAAGAGAAAGAGGAGGUUUUGGAGUCUAUAGAGAAGCUGAACAUUUCCGAAUCCUCCUCUUCGAGCUUCAAGAAGAAGCCGGUGAUCAUCAUUGUCGUGGGAAUGGCAGGGAGUGGGAAGACUACCUUUCUUCAUCGCUUGGUUUGCCAUACUCAGUCCUCAGGCAUUAGGGGUUAUGUCCUUAACCUUGACCCGGCAGUCAUGACACUUCCAUUUGGUGCUAAUAUCGAUAUCAGAGACACGGUUCGGUACAAGCAAGUGAUGAAGGAGUACGGUCUGGGCCCCAAUGGGGGAAUUCUCACGUGUUUGAACCUAUUUGCUACAAAGUUUGAUGAGGUGGUUUCACUUAUUGAAAGGCGAGCAGAUGAAUUAGACUAUGUUUUGGUGGACACCCCUGGUCAGAUUGAGAUAUUCACUUGGUCAGCUUCUGGAGCAAUUAUCAUGGAAGCUUUUGCUUCGACGUUUCCUACAGUCAUAGCGUAUGUUGUGGAUACACCUAGAUCUGGAAAUCCGGUAACUUUCAUGAGCAACAUGCUCUAUGGAUGUAGCAUACUCUACAAGACAAGACUGCCUUUGGUUCUUACAUUUAACAAGGUUGAUGUGACGAAGCAUGAGUUUGCAAUAGAGUGGAUGGAAGAUUUUGAAGCAUUCCAAUCUACAUUGGACUCUGAUUCAUCAUACACAGCAACUUUAACAAGAAGUCUGUCACUUGUACUUGAUGAGUUUUAUAAAAAUCUUCGCUCUGUGGGUGUUUCAGCAGUUUCUGGUGUUGGAAUGGAAGCGUUCUUUAAUGCUAUAGAAGCGAGUGCUAAAGAAUACAUGGAAAACUACAAAGCUGAUCUUGAUAAGAGACGGGCUGAGAAGGAGAGACUGGAAGCAGAGCGUAGAAAAGAGAGCAUGGAUAAGUUGCGCAAGGAUAUGGAGAAAACUAAAGGGCAAACGGUGGUACUGAACACCGGUUUGAAGGACAAGCAGCCAACUGGUGAUAUGAUGGAUGAAGAGGAUGAAGAGGAAGAAGAGAUUGAUGGCUUGCGGUUUUCUGAGGAGGAUGAGGACGAAGAUGAAGGUGAAAACGAAGAAGUUGAUCACUUCGCUUUCUGAAGGGUUAUGCUGAAUGCAGCAAUUAGUUGAUGUUUAUUGGACGAUUUUGUAACCUAUGAAGAUUUUGCUAUCGAAUAGUUAGAUGUGUUCUUCUCUUUUAUGUUAUUAGAGGGGAGACUUUGAUACUUAAAAAUAUGUAUAUAAUCUUGAAUCGAACAGUUAAAUUUGCAACUUUCCUAGUGCUCUUGUUAUCGGCAAAUUGCCCAGGCUGACGUUUCCCUUGUCUU